Molecule: messenger RNA, 7653 nt
Organism: Sus scrofa (pig)
Lineage: Eukaryota; Metazoa; Chordata; Mammalia; Artiodactyla; Suidae
Gene: ADAMTS14
Product: ADAM metallopeptidase with thrombospondin type 1 motif 14
Biological process (GO): proteolysis; extracellular matrix organization
Cellular component (GO): extracellular matrix
Molecular function (GO): metalloendopeptidase activity
Source: RefSeq, a predicted model, not a curated record
CUGGAGCGUCAAGGCGCUGGCGGACAGACCCGCCGGCAGUUGGCACUGGGGGCGCUGGCGCGUCGACCGCUCCGCUCUCCCGCCGGCAGCCUCGGGCGCCCGGAGCCAGCGGUCUAGGCGGCGGCGCCGCACGGGGGGCCAGGAGCGGGCGGCGGGAGGCUGCGAGGCAGGAGGCGGCGGCAGAGGAGGCGGAGGCCAGCCCGAGCCCUGAGUGCGCCCCAUUUCGCCCGCAGCCCGGAGCCCGGGGCUCGGCGCCUGCCCGGCUGGCGCGCCCAAGCGGCCACAUGGCUUCUCUCUGCGCGCUGCUGUCCUGCUUGCUGCUCUUGCACUGUGCGCUCUGCGCCGCUGCCGCGGGUAGCCGGACCCCAGAGCUGCGCCUCUCAAGAAAGCUCAGUGACUAUGGUAUGACAGUGCCCUGCAGCACAGAUUUUCGGGGACGUUUCCUCUCCCACGUGGUAUCUGGGCCAGCAGCAGCCUCUGCAGGGAGUACAGAGGCGGACCGGCCACCUGCACCUCUGUCACACUCUGGUCACCUGCGGGUGGCUCGAAGCCCACUGCGCCCCAAAGGAGUGACCUUGCAGCCGGGCAGGGUGGGCCGCUCCUCCCUCUACUUCAAUGUCACUGUUUUUGGGGAGGAACUGCACUUACACCUGCGGCCCAACCGGCGGCUGGUGGUACCCGGAGCCUCGGUGGAGUGGCAGGAGGAUUUCCGGGAGCUGUUCCGACAGCCCUUGCGGAGGGAGUGUGUCUACACCGGGGGUGUCACGGGCAUGCCAGGGGCGGCUGUCGCCAUCAGCAACUGCGAUGGAUUGGCGGGCCUCAUCCGCACAGACAGCACCGACUACUUCAUUGAGCCCCUGGAAUGGGGGCAGCAGGAGAUGGAGGCCAGCGGGAGGACACAUGUGGUGUACCGCCGGGACGUCAUCCAGCCGGCAUGGACAGAGCCCCUCGGGGACCUUCACAAUGAAGCCUUUGGCCUGGGCGACCUUUCCAACCUGCUGGGCCUGGUGGGGGAUCGGCUGGGAGAAGCUGAGCGGAAGCGGCGACACGCCAAGACGGGCAGCUACAGCAUCGAGGUGCUGCUGGCGGUGGACGACUCGGUGGUCCGCUUCCACGGCAGGGAGCAUGUGCAGAACUACGUCCUCACGCUCAUGAACAUCGUGAAUGAGAUUUACCACGAUGAGUCCCUGGGGGUCCACAUCAACAUCGCUCUCGUCCGCUUAAUCAUGGUUGGCUACCGACAGUCCCUGAACCUGAUCGAGCGCGGGAACCCCUCUCGCAGCCUGGAGCAGGUGUGUCGCUGGGCGCACUCUCAGCAGCGCCAGGACCCUGGCCAUGCGGAGCACCACGACCAUGUCAUCUUCCUCACCCGGCAGGACUUUGGGCCCUCAGGGUAUGCACCUGUCACUGGCAUGUGCCACCCCUUGAGAAGCUGUGCCCUCAACCACGAGGACGGCUUCUCCUCGGCCUUCGUGGUGGCCCACGAGACCGGCCACGUGCUCGGCAUGGAGCAUGACGGUCAGGGGAACGGCUGUGCAGAUGAGACCAGCCUGGGCAGUGUCAUGGCACCCCUGGUGCAGGCCGCCUUCCACCGCUUCCACUGGUCCCGCUGCAGCAAGCUGGAGCUCAGCCGCUACCUCCCCUCCUACGACUGCCUCCUUGACGAUCCCUUCGCACCCGCCUGGCCCCAGCCCCCGGAGCUGCCCGGCAUUGACUACUCCAUGGAUGAGCAGUGCCGCUUCGACUUUGGCACUGGGUACCACACCUGCUCGGCGCUCAGGACCUUUGAGGCAUGCAAGCAGCUCUGGUGCAGCCACCCUGACAACCCAUACUUCUGCAAGACCAAGAAGGGGCCCCCGCUGGACGGGACUGAGUGCGCGCCAGGCAAGUGGUGCUUCAAAGGUCACUGCAUCUGGAAGUCGCCAGAGCAGAUGUAUGGCCAAGAUGGAGGCUGGAGCUCCUGGACCCAUUUCGGGUCAUGUUCACGGUCAUGUGGAGGUGGAGUUCGAUCCCGUAGCCGGAGCUGUGACAAUCCCCCCCCAGCCUACGGAGGCCGCCUGUGCUCAGGGCCCACAUUCCAGUAUCAGGUCUGCAACAGCGAGGAGUGUCCGGGGCCCUACGAAGACUUCCGGGCCCAGCAGUGUGCCAAGCGCAACUCCUACUAUGUCCACCAGAAUGCCAAGCACAGCUGGGUCCCCUUCGAGCCUGACGACGAUGCUCAGAAGUGUGAGCUGAUCUGCCAGUCAGAGGACACAGGGGACGUGGUCUUCAUGAACCAGGUGGUCCACGACGGGACACGCUGCAGCUACCGGGACCCGUACAGUGUCUGCGCCCGUGGCGAGUGUGUGCCCGUCGGCUGUGACAAGGAGGUGGGGUCCAUGAAGACAGAUGACAAGUGUGGGGUCUGUGGUGGUGACAACUCCCACUGCAGGACUGUGAAGGGGACCCUGGGCAAGGCCUCCAAGCAGGCAGGAGCUCUCAAGCUGGUGCAGAUCCCAGCAGGUGCCAGGCACAUCCAGAUCGAGGAGCUGGAGAAGGUUCCCCACCACAUUGCGGUGAAGAACCAGGUCACAGGCAGCUUCAUCCUCAACCCCAAGGGCAAGGAAGCCACGAGCCGGACCUUCACUGCAAUGGGCCUGGAGUGGGAGUACGCGGUGGAGGACGCCAAGGAGAGCCUCAAGACCAGCGGGCCCCUGCCCGAAGCCAUUGCCGUCCUGGUGCUCCCCCCAGCCGAGGGCGGCCCCCGCAGCAGCCUGGCCUACAAAUACAUCAUCCAUGAGGACCUGCUGCCCCUUAUUGGGAGCAACAACGUGCUCCUGGAGGAGACGGACACCUACGAGUGGGCGCUCAAGAGCUGGGCGCCCUGCACCAAGGCCUGCGGAGGAGGCAUCCAGUUCACCAAGUAUGGCUGCCGGCGCCGGCGAGACCACCACAUGGUCCAGCGGCACCUGUGCGACCACAGGAAGAGGCCCAAGCCCAUCCGUCGGCGCUGCAACCAGCACCCGUGUGCCCAGCCUGUGUGGGUGACGGAGGAGUGGGGCACCUGCAGCCGGAGCUGUGGGAAGCUGGGGGUGCAGACCCGGGGCGUGCAGUGCCUGCUGCCCCUCUCCAACGGUACCCACAAGGCCAUGCCAGCCAAGGCCUGCCCUGGGGACCGGCCCGAGGCCCGUCGGCCCUGCUUCCGUGUGCCUUGUCCAGUCCAGUGGCGGACAGGAGCCUGGUCCCAGUGCUCUGUCACCUGCGGAGAGGGCAUCCAGCAGCGGCAGGUGGUAUGCCGGACCAGCGCCAACAGCCUGGGGCAGUGUGAGGGGGACAAGCCGGACACCGUCCAGGUCUGCAGCCUGCCUGCCUGCGAAGGACAGCUCCAGAACUCCACAGUGAGGGCUGACGACCCAGAACUCGUGACCCCAGAGGAGCAAUGGGUGCCACCAUCUGAGCCCCUAGAUCCCAUUAACAGGAUAUCAUCAACGGAGCCCUGCGUGGGGGACAGGUCCAUCUUCUGCCAGCCGGAACUGCUCCAUCGCUACUGCUCCGUCCCCAGCUACCCCCGGCUGUGCUGUGAGUCCUGUACCAAGACGGCCUCAGACCCUGACGCAAGCCCACCUGGCCUGGUCUCACCGCCACCCUUCUCCACUCCUGGGAGCCCCUUCCCAGGACCCAGCCCUCCAGAUGCUGCGGAGCCCACUCUGGGGCCAACGGAAUCAGACGAACAUCAGCAUGGCCGACCCACGCAGCUCCCAGGACCUCUGAGCACAAGCUCCCCGGUGACCCAGCGCAGCUUUGCUCUCCAGAAACUGAGCCCUACAGUAUUCGGGGGCACUUCCCCUAGCACCCCCCAGGAACUAUCUUGGGGCUGGACCGGGGCACCUACACCAGCCUCCGAAAACAAAGGGCAGCUCAGGGAAGACCCCAAGCAUCCAGGCACCAGCCUGCCUGCCACCACCCCGGUGACAUGAGCCCGGCCUCGCCCAUCCCGCCAGUCAAGUUUACACUCUGUGCUGCCCCCAGAGACCCCCCGCUGGAGGACGCACAGUGGGGCAGGGAGGAGCACAGACUGCCUUUUAAAUUAUUUGUCUUCUUAUUGUUCUAGUUGAGGCUGUGACCCUUUUCACUCCAUGAAGUGGGUGUGUGAGGAAGAAAAAGAUCAGGGAAUCCCUAACCGGAAAUACCUCAGCAAGCAGCCCAGGUGACUGACUCGGACCUUGGUGGGGUGGGGCUGGGAGGGAUGGUGCCCCUGUCUGUCUCUCCUGUCAGCACUGGGGACCAGGUAACACCAUGCCCCUCAUAGCCACCGGGGGUGCAUGUGCUCUUGAGGCUCCAGCUGCAGGGCUGCGGUGGGUGGGAGGCAAGUUCCCCUCAGGCCCAGCCCUUCAUCAUGGGAGCUCCAGACAGCUCCUCCAUCCAAAGCCAAGAAGCAGAGCCCAGCCUGCCUCUGCAGGCUGGAGGGCAGUGUCGGUGGCUACCUCUGCUGCUGCCGAUGGCACUUCCUAUUACUUUUGUUGCCUCCGGGUUACAGGCAGACCUCCCACCUCACCCCUGCCCAUCCAAGAAGGGGGCUCUGGACACUCUGGAGCAGGUGUCCUUAUUAUCCAGGGGUUUCCCAACUGGUGCUAGACCCCCGGCUGGACCAGGAAUGGCAACUCUGGUCAUCACUCUGGGGCGUGAAAGGAGCGCAGCCUGGAAGGCGGCUGUGGGCACAGAGGAGGUUUGCGUUUUCAGGCUCUGCCCCGUCAAUCACGGCCCUCUACCAAGGGCCACCCCUGCUGGAGUUGGGGGUCUUCUCCUCCCACCUGGCUCAAGCUGGGCCAGAGGCUUGGGGUGCUGGGGUAGGGUUCGGGGGUGACCAGUCUCUUAAGGCUGUGGACCAGAGUCCACUCAUGGCAAGUGCUCCAGAGCAGGCCCUGAGCCUCUGCCCCAUGCAGGGGUGGGGAGGAGACACAGGCCAGCAGUGCUGUGGCUUCAGCCACCCCCACAUGACUUUCAAGGGCAGGUACCUUCCCUAGACCCCCUGGUUCUCAGGAAGCUGCCUGGUUCCCGGGAUCUCUCCCAGGGGUCCUCACUCCGAGUCCUGCAGGGGGUCCCCAGAUGCCUUAGCAGGCCAUAGAGGUGCUUACCAGUUCAUCCAUCAGGCCAUUCUGAGCCAGGCGAGAGGAAUGGAAGCAGUGGGCCCUGGCCUGCAAUGCCCUGGAGAAUGGGGGCCCUAGGGGGCUCCCCAGGUGCCCUCUCCACCCCUGCUGCCCCCCGCCCUAGGAUGUUCGGGCACACACUGAACCAUUCCUGUGCCACCUGGCCGGCCUAUGUUAAGUGCCUUUGCGAUCCAGAUCUUUACACUUUUAUGUAUUUAUUAACAUUGUCCUUGGUGUUCUGUUUUGGACCCCAGAAUGUUGUGCCGCAUUUUUCUUUUUCUCUCUGUUUUAGAGGAAAGGGACAGCGAAGCCAGAGCUCUAUGUGCUGAGCUGGUAAGAUGAUUGGGGUUGGGGGUGGACCAGGAGGGCCUGGAGCCACAAGAAGCCUUGGCUCUCAGCCUCCCCCACUCCCACACCAGCCCCACUCUUCGAGCAUCAGCUCAGGGCGGAGAGGCAAGAAUGGGGCUGGGGGCCUGGGGGCUCACUUAGGCUCCUCUGCCAAGUGCUGGGUGGCCUUGGGCAAGUCACCAUCCAGAAUUUGGUCUAAGGGUGGAAGCCCCUGGGAGGCAGUUUGGGGUCUGCAUAGGGAAGGGUGUUCUAGUAUGAGCAGAGCUGUUCAACAUGCAGGGUGUGGCUUCCUUGGAAGGCGGUGAGUGCUUGUUCCCUGGAAAAAUCUAUGGAGGACACGGAUGCCGGAAAGGAGGCGGAGGGAAUAUGAUGCAUGUUAUUGCGCAGGAGGGCUGACGUGAAAGGUGCCAGGUGACUUAAAACCACCAAUCCACGCCUCACCCCUUGCCCAUGUCAGACAUCACUAAUCCAUUACCAUACUCUUUCAAUGAGUGUAUCAUAGGCCCCUCCGUGACAUUUUUGGGACCCAAGACAAGGGCACAGAGACCCCCUCCAGGACCCCACGUACUUGCGUGUGUCUAGCCUUCAAGUCCAAGCUCCGUAUACAUCUCCAUGCAAAUAGCUUUCCCAUGGAAACUACCCUUUCUACUCACAUGGGUCUAGGGGUGCAUACUUGUCACACAUUAGGGGGGCUGACCUAGGGAGAUGCUAGCACAAGCCCUAGAAUUGCACUCUGGACUGUUUGGGCAGGGGCUUCUGUGGGCCAGGGUACCCAGAGUGUAGCCUGCAAGGCUGGGGGGAGAGGGAGAUCAUGGGCCUCCGAGUGCAGUGUAGUCCUUACCGUGGUGGGUCGUAUGGUCAGAGUGGGGGCCUCUAAGAGCCCCAGCGCCCUGUUUCUAACAGCAGUCCUGGCACAUUUCAUGGGAACAUGUGAAGGCUUCCCCCAAUCUUGCCCACAGCAGACAUGGCCAAUCCAUCCCUGCAUUCUCCCCCUGAGAGUCCUUCACCUAGUACUCCAGGAACUGACCUCGAUCAGCUGCCAUCAUCAGGACAAGGAGCAGCAGCGUUAGGAUCAGGAAUUAAAAAUCCUACACCAUUGGAACCUUUGUUCAGUCAACACUGGCAGAAGCUUAACAUCUCAAAGCAGCACUGCAGCGCUCCAGCUGAGGCAGGGGGACCAAGCAGCCAGACCCAAGGAACCUCCCUGAGCUCUAGGGCCCUGCAGAGUCCAGUGUGGGGGUGAGACAGUGCUAUGGAGCCUUUGGGCUUUAAGCGUCUGAGGGCCCCUGAGCCCUUCUGCUCAUCUGAAAAGUGUUGGUGAAAGCAUUUGCCUUGCCCACCUGUGAAAACAGGGUGGCCAGAAAUCACAAGGCACAAUGGUGAUAAAUGAGAGUAUCUCCCAGCGGUGACAUUGGUCAUUGGGUUAGUUCCGCUGUCUCUGUGGCCCUUCCACCCCUGUGGGGACUGUUGGCCUUGAAAACCCAGGCCACAGCCCUGAGUUACCAAUACCUCACUUAGGAUGUAGGAAACUACAAGAGAAUAUAAGUCCUACGGUAACAAUAAGAAAAAGCCAAUAAUCUACUGAGUCAAACUUCUUUUAGCCCAUCGGGGACUGAGGUUGCGAAGCAAGCAAACUAAAUUGCAGAGGGUGACAGGUCCCUCCAAGAAGAAAGAGGGCACACAUGCUCUUCCUCCUUUGGUGGAGCAUGGGACAAGGUGUCCUACAGAGAGGCAGAAAAUACAACUGAAAUCGUAAAAAUUAUUAUUAUUAUUUUUUUUGGCUGCACCCACCACACACACCAAAAAUUUCCCAAGCCAGUGGCAAAGCUGGAUCCUUAACUUGCUGCACCACAGGAGAACUCCUGAAAUUGUAGCACAUUUUUAAAGGUUGGUGUGGGACUUUGGAGUUGUGGGCAGCCCCAUGCACAAGGGCAGUCAUCGCCUACUCACCAGCUCUCGUCCAUGGGCCUCCACUGGACACACAUGGGAAAGAGCUGGGGCAGGACAGCAGACCCUUGAGAGCAUCCCUUGGGGCUCUGACCAAGUUUGAGAGGGCAAAUUAAGGAAGCAGGGCCUAUUUACAGUGUAUCAGGCACAAAAUACUUGCACAUGGAAAACUAGAAAGCCUUGCUGAGAGAAAUGUAAGAGUUUCUAAUUAAAGAUGGACUGUGUUUAUGAA